CGGCCGCGGGGGAUUGUGGGCCGGCAGCAGGAAGACGGAGGAGUCCAGAGGAGGAGGAGGAGGGAGGCUGUUGCUGAUGUAAGCCGACACUCCGGCGAGAUGCUGCAGAAUUCCCCGGGCUUUCUCUGGACGCUGGUGGGAGCAGAACCGCUGGGGAGCAGGAUCCUGGAGCUCGAGGAGGUUCUGCUUUCUCCAUCUGAGUCCUCAGGAGCUGCAGAAUUCCCAUCGGAGGGAGAGGUAACCCCCCAGAGGAAGACAGCUGCCUGCAUUUCCCACCACCAGCAGCUGAUGGCUGACAACACUGGGGCUCCCGUCUCUCCCUCAGACAAGGGGGCGACUGCUGCCAGACGGGGAGACGCUCCUUCAGACGAGGAGGAGACGGCUGUCAGACAGGGAGACACUCCCUCAGACGACGAGUUGACGGCUUUCAGACGGGGAGACGCUCCCUCAGAUGAGGAGGAGACUGCUGCCAGACGGGCGGACGCUCCCUCAGACGAGGAGGAGACUGCUGCCGGACGGGGAGACGCUCCCUCAGACGACGAGGAGACGGCUUUCAGACGGGGAGACGCUCCCUCAGACAAUGAGGAGACGACUGUCAGACGGGGAGACGCUCCCUCAGACGACGAGGAGACGACUGUCAGACGGGGAGACGCUCCCUCAGACGACGAGGAGAUGACUGUCAGACGGGGAGACACUCCUUCAGACGAGGCAGAUCAGACGGAUCUCAGACCAGGAGUCUCUGUCUCAGACGAGGAUGACGAGACUGUUUUCAGACGGGGAGACGCUCUCUCGGACGAGGACUACGAGACGGGCCUCAGACAGGGAGACGCUCCCUCGGACGAGGACGAGGAGACGGGUCUCAGACGGGGAGAUGCUCCCUCAGACGAGGACGAGGAGACGGGUCUCAGACGGGGAGACGCUCUCUCAGACGAGGACGACGAGACGGGUCUCAGACAGGGAGACGCCGCCUCGGACGAGGAGGAUGAGAUGGGUUUCAGACGGGGAGACGCUCUCUCAGACGAGGACGACGAGACGGGUCUCAGACGGGGAGACGCCGCCUUGGACGAGGAGGAGCGAGGACGUUUGGCCUUCGUGUCCAGCCCGGGCGGCUUCAUCGGGCCCUCGGGCUUGCUGGAGCCUCGGUACACGCCGGCGGCUGGCUGUUCCUCUGCGGGAGGCGGCGCGGGGAAGCCCUUCCGCUGCACGGUCUGCGACAAGGCCUUCUCGCGGUCCAACGCCCUGCUGGUCCACCAGCGGGUGCACACGGGCGAGAGGCCCUACUCCUGCCCCGUCUGCUCCAAGCGCUUCUCCCAGUCCUCCUCCCUCAUCCAGCACCAGCGCAUCCACACCGGCGCCAAGCCCUACCGCUGCGGGGUCUGUGAUCGCCGCUUCCGCUUCUCCUCCGACCUGUCCAGCCACCGCCGCACCCACACCGGGGAGAAGCCCUACCGCUGCGGGGUCUGCGACAAGAGCUUCCGCCUGCCCUCCCACCUGUCCAGCCACCUGCGUACCCACACCGGCGAGAAGCCCUUCCUCUGCAGCCUCUGCGGCAAGAGCUUCGGCAUCUCCGCCAAGCUGGUGCAGCACUGGAGGAUCCACUCGGGCGAGAGACCCUUCAAGUGCUCCUUCUGCCACAAGAGCUUCAUCCAGUCCUACUCGCUGGUCUACCACGAGCGGGUCCACACCGGAGAGCGGCCCUACCACUGUGGGAUCUGCUCCAAGAGCUUCACCCUGGCCUCCCUGCUGAAGACCCACCAGCGGGUGCACAGCGGCGAGCGGCCCUACCGCUGCACCGUCUGCGGCCGGGAGUUCGCCACCUCCUCCAACCUCAAGUCCCACCAGCGGGUCCACACGGGUGAGAAGCCCUACGCCUGCGGGGUGUGCGGCCGCCGCUUCACCAAGUCCUCGCACGUCAAGAAGCACCAGAGGGUCCACGGGGCCGGCCAGCAGGAGGGGGAGAUGGUGGUCGUGACUGACCACUGCCCCAGCCGGGCCAUCGACUUCAACGCCUGAGAAUCCCCC
Molecule: messenger RNA, 2022 nt
Organism: Carcharodon carcharias (great white shark)
Lineage: Eukaryota; Metazoa; Chordata; Chondrichthyes; Lamniformes; Lamnidae
Product: zinc finger protein 271-like
Exons: 2
Coding region: 100-2013 (637 amino acids)
Biological process (GO): negative regulation of transcription by RNA polymerase II; regulation of immune system process; regulation of cytokine production
Source: RefSeq, a predicted model, not a curated record